GCUUCUUGUAAGAGUCCGAGCCUAUUAGCCUACUGUUAAUAGAGAUUUUUCGGACUUUAUAAAAAAUGUUUCACCCUCCUUUCCACCGAGGUGAGAUAUCAAGAAGCUAUGAGAAUUGUCCAUUAGAAGUGUCGACGUGCUAUUGGUUUAGCUCUGGGGGCACCCCAACUGAACAUAACAUCCAAAGUGACCCCAUUGAGAGUUGAAAACCCAGAAGGAAUUGGAAAGUAGUUAUACUAAUUUUUGUGUCCGGAACUGCGGUGGGAAAUAUGAUGGUGAAUUCAUAUCUCUCUCUGUAAAUCCGGCGGGUAGUUGAAGCAGCCUUCAAUUCUCAUCUUCUUACAUCACCAUUUUCAACGAUGUCUCCAAUGUCAAACUGAUUGCAAUGUUAUAUUAAAGUAACCAUUAGACAACAAACGUAAAUUGGUCAAUUCUCUCUCUCUUUUCCCAUUUCAUCCUUUUGGGGUUCUAUAAAUUCCAUCUCAUCAUCUGGGUUUUGCCUCAAUUCUGCAAGCAAUCUCAACAAUCUUCCCUCUUUGUUACAUCACGUCUCUGCUUGCUUCUUCCUGCAAUCAAUCAUGGCUGAGAUUUCAGGACCCAGCAAUGGACACCACAGUGUUCCUCUGAACAUCAAAGAUGAACCCACACCCCUCACUGCCACAGAACCACUCGACUGUAUCUCUGUUCCUUUCAUUCAAAAGUUGAUUGCGGAAGUUUUAGGGACAUAUUUCUUGAUAUUUGCUGGUGGUGCAUCAGUGGUUGUGAAUUUGAGCAAAGACAAAGUCGUCACUUUCCCAGGGAUUUCAAUUGUUUGGGGUUUGGUUGUAAUGGUGAUGGUCUAUUCUGUCGGCCACAUCUCUGGUGCUCAUUUUAACCCUGCUGUCACCAUAGCCUUCGCCACCACCAAGAGAUUUCCAUGGAAACAGGUGCCAGCUUAUGUGAUAGCUCAAAUUCUUGGAUCAACAUUGGCAAGUGGGACACUUAGGCUAAUCUUUAAUGGAGAAGAAGACCACUUUUCAGGGACUCUCCCAAGUGACUCAUAUUUGCAGACCUUUGUCAUUGAAUUCAUCAUCACAUUUUACCUUAUGUUUGUGGUCUCUGGCGUUGCCACUGACAAUAGAGCCAUUGGUGAACUUGCUGGACUUGCCGUCGGCGCCACAGUGCUUCUCAACGUCAUGUUUGCAGGGCCAAUUACAGGAGCGUCCAUGAAUCCAGCCAGAAGCUUGGGGCCUGCAAUAGUGUCAAGGCAGUUCAAAGGGUUGUGGAUAUACAUCGUCGCUCCCAUUUUGGGGGCAAUUUCAGGUGCUUUGGUCUACAACACCAUCAGGUUCACAGACAAACCUUUACGAGAAAUCACCAAAAGUGCUUCUUUUCUCAGAGGACAAAGUCGUAGUGGCUCGCAUUGAGGAGCUCUUACUUUUCUCACUUCUACAAAAUGAAAGACUUUUGUAGGCUAACAAAAGGGUUCUCUUUUUAGUGUUCAUUGUAUUUCAAAGUUUAUGCAGAUGGAUUAGAGCGCAGGGAGAAAGUUGUAUGUUUUGUUUUUGUUUUACAUUAUCCAAAGACAUGGAAAUCAGACAACUUUUUCAAUGAGCUAAA
This is a messenger RNA of Cucurbita pepo subsp. pepo (vegetable marrow), 1599 nucleotides long. RefSeq names its product aquaporin NIP1-2. The record is from RefSeq and is a predicted model, not a curated record. Gene Ontology annotation, biological process: transmembrane transport. NCBI's taxonomy places the organism in Eukaryota, Viridiplantae, Streptophyta, Magnoliopsida, Cucurbitales, Cucurbitaceae. Gene Ontology annotation, molecular function: channel activity. Gene Ontology annotation, cellular component: membrane.